AUGUAUGUACAAGGAUUGGAGUUUAGUUUGGUGAAGGAGAUGAGUUCCAAUAUAUAUGGUGAUCAAACUGAAGGAAAAGAAAACCCUAAAUGCGGUGAAAGUAUCGAGGUAUCAAGGAGAAAAAAGAUUCAAAAAUUAAGCGGCGACAGGUUGAUUCUAGAGAAGGCACCUGUUUGUGCGGGUGGGGACGCGAUCAUGUUUAUGCUAGUAACACUGAGAGUUCUUAAAGUGCCCUACUUAUGAUUAAUUGGUUGAUCAAUUGGAAACACUGAAAGAAAAUAUGCGGCUAUGAAACAAAUGUUGAUCGAGAAAAACAUUAUGUCUCCUCUAAGCACAUUAUCAAGGCGAUCUCAAUGUGACACAUUUGAAUGUGAUAUAUCUAACACCCAUUCGUGACAGUCUCAUGGUGAGUGUGGUGAAAAUGUUGAUAGGUUGUUGAUAUGGAAUGCACAUUUAAUACAUUUUUGUAUUUUCAAAUAGCUACUUAUAACUAGUUUAAUUUUUGUUAGUUUACCUAUUUCAAGUUUUGUGAUUUGUAAUUUACUUGUGGCUUAAAUUAUUCUGUUUGAACAUUUUUAAUUUAUAAUAAUAUUUUGGAU
This is a messenger RNA of Lactuca virosa, 599 nucleotides long. NCBI's taxonomy places the organism in Eukaryota, Viridiplantae, Streptophyta, Magnoliopsida, Asterales, Asteraceae. The record is from the annotation of a GenBank genome assembly.